AUGUAUUUCAGAAGAUACCUUUUGACCGCAACGAGAACGAGCAGACCCAAGAUUAAAGUUCAAUCUCCCCUUGUGGAGCUGGAUGGGGAUGAAAUGACUAGAAUUAUCUGGGAUAAAAUUAAAACCAAGUUGAUUUUGCCGUAUCUCGAUAUAGAUUUGAAGUAUUAUGAUUUAAGUAUUACUUCCCGUGAUGCAUCCAAUGAUCAAAUAACCCAUGAUGCUGCACACGCAAUUAAGAAGUAUGGCGUUGGGGUCAAGUGUGCAACUAUCACACCAGAUGAGGCCCGUGUGGAAGAAUUUAACUUAAAGAAGAUGUGGAAAUCUCCAAAUGGGACGAUUAGAAAUAUUUUGGGUGGAACUGUCUUUCGGGAGCCAAUUGUGAUUCCAAGAAUCCCAAGGUUGAUUCCUGGAUGGGAAAAACCAAUUAUCAUUGGAAGACAUGCGCAUGGUGACCAAUACAAAGCUACUGAUCUGUUGGUCCCAGGUGCUGGUAAGCUGGAAUUGCUUUAUAGGCCUGCCGAUGGGUCUACUCCCACUACGUUGGAUGUAUAUGAAUACAAAGAUUCCGGAAUUGCCAUGGCAAUGUACAAUACAGACGAGUCUAUUCGUGGGUUUGCCCAUGCCUCCUUCAAACUGGCCUUGACCAAGAAGUUAAAUUUGUUCCUUUCUACGAAGAACACCAUCCUUAAAACGUAUGAUGGCCGCUUUAAAGAUAUAUUCCAAGAACUGUACGAUACUCAAUAUAAGACGGAGUUUGAAAAUCAUGGGAUCUAUUAUGAACAUCGUUUGAUUGACGAUAUGGUUGCCCAGAUGAUAAAGUCGAAAGGUGGUUUUAUUAUGGCCUUGAAGAAUUAUGACGGUGACGUUCAGUCCGACAUUGUCGCUCAGGGUUUCGGAUCUCUGGGUUUGAUGACAUCCAUCCUUGCAACACCAGACGGAAAAACCUUUGAAAGUGAGGCUGCCCAUGGAACUGUCACCAGACAUUAUAGACAACAUCAACAAGGUAAAGAAACCUCGACGAACUCCAUCGCCUCCAUUUUUGCUUGGACCAGAGGCUUGAUAAAAAGGGGUGAGUUGGACAAUACCCCAGAUGUCGUUAACUUUGCCAACAAGUUAGAAGCUGCAACAGUAAACACUGUUCAAGAAGACGGCCUCAUGACCAAGGAUCUGGCUCUGGCAUGCGGCAAUACGGAUAGGUCUGCAUACGUCACAACAAACGAAUUGCUGGACGCUGUGGAGGCUAGAUUGAAGGAAGAUUUGGCAGUUGUUGAAUAA
Molecule: messenger RNA, 1275 nt
Organism: Eremothecium cymbalariae DBVPG#7215
Lineage: Eukaryota; Fungi; Ascomycota; Saccharomycetes; Saccharomycetales; Saccharomycetaceae
Gene: IDP1
Product: isocitrate dehydrogenase (NADP(+)) IDP1
Exons: 1
Coding region: 1-1275 (424 amino acids)
Biological process (GO): isocitrate metabolic process
Cellular component (GO): mitochondrion
Molecular function (GO): isocitrate dehydrogenase (NADP+) activity; NAD binding; magnesium ion binding
Source: RefSeq, a predicted model, not a curated record